Molecule: messenger RNA, 1493 nt
Organism: Acanthaster planci (crown-of-thorns starfish)
Lineage: Eukaryota; Metazoa; Echinodermata; Asteroidea; Valvatida; Acanthasteridae
Product: protein D2-like
Source: RefSeq, a predicted model, not a curated record
CCACGAAACUCGUACUCCCUCAGUGUGGGCCCUUGUGUUGAAAUGACAUUCAACGCGCAUCUUUUCCUUUACUGGUUUGAAAAAAGUACAGAGAAUAUUGAAAAGAAAACUGAACUUUUUUCAGAGAAAAAAGUCUUUGAAACCUGGCUUUCAAACAGGAGCUCUUUUAAUCACACAUGAAAUAGUUCAUCCUGCCUGGCCGUUAUUGUUGUGUUUCGUCAUCAGAGAUUUGGGAUGCUGUCGCUUGAUCGCCAAAAUCAAAAUGUUCCGUUUGUUCCCUCUCGUGGCCUUGGCUUUCAUCGCAAAUACCGCCAAUGCUGAGCUCAUACCUGCAAGCAGCGAUCCAUGCCAACUCGACAGACUGCAAGUGAAAUUCGGGGAUGUGCGUUAUUCUUGCGGCAAGCAGGUGGCGUUGGACACGUUCACCAACGGCGACGCCAAAUCUGUGCGUGUAGACGUGACCCUGGAUGGUCGCUUUAGCGAGGAAAACAAGAUUUACACGCUGGUGAUGGUAGAUCCUGAUGCCCCAUCCACAUUGCCGUCCUACUGGGUACACUGGCUAGUCACUAACAUCGCGGAGGAAGAUUUUGCUCAUGGAUACCACAGCAACACGAAUUCUGAAAAUGAGAUACUUGGCUAUAAACCCCCCAGCCCACCGAGCGGCAAGCCACAUCGCUACCAGUUUUUCACUUUCAAACAACCGAAACAGUUUGGCAGUGGUGAGAUCAAGGCCCCCAACAGAGGCGGAUUUGACCUGGCAUCAUUCCAAUCACGGUACAACCUGGUUGGACCGAUUGCCGGCUACCAAAUUCUGACCGAAAGGAUGUAGAGAUUCUUUCCAAGAAAAUUGCAACAGGCCAGUUUAUUCACCAAUAUUGAUAGCUCCGUUCCUGAACAUGGUACACUGCUGUAUGCCUGAAUCAACGGGAAUCAAGUUUUGCCCAGAGUGUGGACAGUUGGACAGCUCUAUUGUUAGGUUUUUGCUUGAAGACAAGUGUCGAGCAAAAAAUUUGUUUCCCUGUCACUGAUUGGUCAGCGCCAAAGCAACAGCAGUGUGCUGCUACCGGUACAUUCCACGCCACUAUAUGGAUGAGACUCGCCAGUUUUCCUUUGGAUGGUUAAUCUUGUUUUCUGGCAGAUUAAUUCCAGCUUCCCACUCAUGUUUGUGGAAUGCAAUUGCUGGUAAAAUGCAGUACAUGUACAUGUAUGUCUGCACAGUGUGUUUGCACGGCCCACUCAUGUAGAGACACCUUGCAUGCAUUUUAUCUGUGUUCCAGUCCUAGCUCCAUUGGGAGUGUGGGUAAUGAUUAAUUACAAUAUAUUUAUUGAUGUUUUCAGUCGUUCUUGUAACUGAAUUGAAUUUUCUUGUUUUCUUGCCAAGUCUUGGUUAUUUUAUAGUUCUUUUUUGUCAAUUGCUCUGCUGCUCCAAUAUUUAUUCAGCCGAUUGAUUUCAAUAUAUUGAUGUAUUUAUUAAUAGGAUCAUUUUAAAUUUA